Molecule: messenger RNA, 1136 nt
Organism: Phragmites australis (common reed)
Lineage: Eukaryota; Viridiplantae; Streptophyta; Magnoliopsida; Poales; Poaceae
Product: (+)-neomenthol dehydrogenase-like
Exons: 3
Coding region: 83-955 (290 amino acids)
Cellular component (GO): membrane
Molecular function (GO): oxidoreductase activity
Source: RefSeq, a predicted model, not a curated record
CACGAGUGCCCCCUGCCGGGCCCAUCGCCUCGUCUAACCUCCUCAAGUAGCAGCACCCGAGCAGCUAAUUAAUCAACGGCCAAUGGACUACUCGGUGCGCGGGGCGUGGUGGUCAGGGGAGACGGUGGCCGUGGUGACCGGCGCGAACCGGGGCAUCGGGCACGCGCUCGCCGCGCGCCUCGCGGAGCACGGCCUCACCGUGGUGCUCACCGCGCGGGACGGCGCGCGCGGGGAGGCCGCCGCUACGCCGCUCCGCGCGCGGGGGCUCGCCGUCGUCGUCCGCCACCUCGACGUCUCCGACGCCGCCUCCGUCGCGGACUUCGCCGCCUGGCUCCGCGACGACGUCGGCGGCCUCGACAUCCUGGUGAACAAUGCUGCCGUGUCGUUCAACGAGAUCGACACCAACUCGGUGGAGCACGCCGAGACGGUGCUCAGGACAAACUUCUACGGGGCCAAGAUGCUGACCGAAGCGCUGCUGCCGCUGUUCCGGCAAUCGCCGGCCACCAGCCGGAUCCUGAACAUCAGCUCACAGCUUGGCCUUCUCAACAAGGUGAGCAACCCGUCCCUGAAGGCUCUGCUCCAGGACGAGGACCGCCUGACGGAGGCGGCGAUCGAAAGCAUGGUGGCGCGGUUCCUGGCGCAGGUGAAGGACGGGACAUGGGCGGAGCCGGGGCAGGGUUGGCCCAAGGUGUGGACGGACUACUCCGUGUCCAAGCUGGCCCUGAACGCCUACUCCCGGCUGCUGGCGCGGCGGCUGCAGGCGCACGGGGAGCGCGUGAGCGUCAACUGCUUCUGCCCCGGGUUCACGCGCACGGACAUGACCAAGGGGUGGGGCAAGCGCACCGCCGAGGAGGUGGCCGACGUCGGCGCGCGGCUCGCGCUGCUCCCGCCGGGCGAGCUCCCGACCGGCACCUUCUUCAAGUGGUGCACGCCGCAGCUCUACUCCAAGCUGUGAUGAUUGGCCACGUACGCCGGCCGUGCGCCCGCAACGGAGUUGGUAUAUAUUUCGGUUCGGUUUUGCUCUCGAUCACGUAUGUGCAGAAGGCAGGUGUGUCGAUCUGCCAACAAGAUGCUUCGGUUAAACAGAGCAUCCAACCAUCUCGUCUCCUACUAUCAGUAAUGUACUAUGUGUACUA